GAGUAAUAUAGAAUACUUCCGGGUUUGAAUGCGGCAUGUUUUGAGUGUGUUGCAAAGUCGUUGCACCAGACAAAGUUUGUUUACUUUUAAAACUUUGAAGACGUGUCAGACAAUUUUGCCGAUAACAAGUAUUUUGACUGUACGAGGGGAACACGCACACAGCUUACCUAUGGGUCGUUCUAAACGAAACAGGAAGAGAAAGCAUCAAGAUGGACAAUCUCCGAGUCAGACACAGGAUAACAGAUCAAACGAAAGGAACUACAAAUUGCCAGAAAGAAAAAAUGAACUGUUUGUGAAGUACUAUAAGGAGCAGAAAAUAGUCCCUGAGGGAGAAUGGGAGACAUUUGAAGAAAUUCUUAAAACAGAUCUCCCAGUCACUUUCCGUAUCACAGGUUCUCGCAACCAGGCCAAGGAGCUACUGCGGGUGAUUAAAGGACAGUACUUCAACAGUCUUGUCAACCAGACCCUAGAGGAUGGUGUUAAAAUCGAUCCCCCCAAAAACCUACCCUGGUACCCUGAGGACAUGGCUUGGCACAUUGACAUGAGCCGCAAGUACAUACGCAGCAGCAACAUCAUGCGCAAACUACACGAGUUCCUUGUUGCUGAGACUGAGAGUGGUAACAUCAGUCGCCAGGAGGCUGUCAGCAUGAUUCCACCACUGUUGAUGGACAUUAAGUCACACCACAAGAUUCUGGAUCUGUGUGCUGCUCCAGGAUCCAAGACGGCUCAGCUGAUCGAGUAUCUUCACGCAGCGGAGGAUGAGGACAGGCCUAUCCCAGAGGGCUUUGUGAUUGCCAACGACAAGGACAACAAGCGCUGUUAUCUCAUGGUCCACCAAGUCAAGAGACUACAGAGUCCCAACUUCAUGAUUGUCAACCAGGACGCCACAAUCUUCCCCAAGAUACGAAUCACUCCAGAGGAUGAAAAACCAGAUUUUUUGUAUUUUGACCGAAUUUUGGCUGAUGUCCCAUGCACGGGUGACGGCACGAUGAGGAAAAAUCCAGAUGUCUGGGGCAAAUGGAAACCUAUAAACGGGCCCAACCUUCAUUUCUUACAGGUCAAGAUACUGAAGCGAGGUUUGGAGUUGUUGAAUGAAGGAGGUCGCCUUGUUUACUCCACCUGCUCCUUCAACCCUGUCGAAGAUGAAGCAGUCGUGGCUGAAAUGCUCAGGCAGUGUAAAGGGUCAGUGGAGCUGGUGGACAUGAGUGAGAGUCUGCCUGGCCUCAAGUUUGUGCCCGGUCUGUCCAAGUGGAGGUUGAUGUCCAUGGAAGGAGAGUGGUUUGAUGUUUUCGAGAAUGUCCCAAAGAGAUUUUACGGUACAUUCAGACCCUCAAUGUUUCCCCCAACUGAUGAGGAAGCAGCAAAGAUGAAUCUGAACCGAUGCAUGCGUGUGUUGCCGCAUCACCAGAACACAGGGGGAUUCUUCAUCUGUGCCCUCAAGAAGGUGUCGAACCUGCCGUGGACAAAAGAAAGGAAACCAGUUGAACAAACAAUGGCGACAAAGAGUUCUGAUCAGGAGGAGACAACUCCAUCAGAACCAGAAGCUGCCUCAACAACAGAGAGGAAUUCGGAUGGAAGGCCGCCUCAGAAGAGACAGAAGAUAUUUGGAUAUAAAGAGGACCCGUUCCUGUUCUUCAAUCCAGAUGAUAAAGUGUGGCCCCCUAUCAAGAAAUUCUACAAGGUUCCGGACGACUUCCCCGUGAGUCAGAUCAUGUACAGGUCGGAGCUCGGCAACAAGAAGAACUUGUACUAUGUGUCUCCUUCCAUCCGCAAAAUAGUGCAAUACAACAUGGACAGAAUCAAGUUCAUCAACAUGGGGUUCAAACUAUUAAGCAGGAAUCCAUCGCCCAUCGUGCCUGAGUGUGACUUCAGGAUUUCACAAGAGUGUGUGGGCCUCCUGUACAAGUGGUUCCCCGGCCGGUAUGUCCAAGUCACCAGGUCUGACAUCAUCAUGCUGUUGAGCGAGGAAAACCCUUACAUUAUCAAGUUUACCAAGAAUACUCAGGAGCAGAUCGAUAAAAUAAGUCAUGGGAGUGCUGUAUUUCACUUCAAGCCAACUGAACAGGAUCCAGACCCAAAAUGUGAUAUAGUGUUCACGGGGUGGAGAGGGAAGGUCUCCAUUAGAUCGUUUGUAGCCAACUUCGACAGACAACACUUCCUCCUCCUGUGUGGGAUGGACCUCCAGGAAAUCAGAGCGAAAGUGCAGGAAGAGAAAGCAAGAAAGAAGGCAGCUGAAGUGAUGAAGGAAAAGACUGGGCAGGGGGAAGCUGGAGAAGGGGAGGGGGACUCCAAAGAAGGGGAGGGGGACUCCAAAGAAGGAGAGGGGGACUCAGAAGAAAAGAUUGAUUCAAAAGGAGACCUUAAAGUGAAUAUGGGCUCUAAAGAAGAGAUUGUUGAUUCUAAAGAUGGGGAUGUAGAAGAAGUGAAAGUGGACUCUAAAGAUGGCAAGACAGCCAAGGCUGGUGUUGCAGAAAUGGAGCAGACAUGAUAGAUGUAUGAAUCUGUAUGACGUCGGGAGACUGUGUGCUGGAGAUCUGAUGGAAGUGAAAAUAUAACUUUCUGUAGAUUCCAACACUGUGAAGGAGAUUGAUAGGAAAAAGAAAAAGAACAUUUGCUUUUAUUACUGUACAGAUUUGUGUACAAAAUUACAAAGAAGUACUUUUUUAAUUGUGAAAAUUUGUCAAGUGCAAUCUUUUAUGAUUGGUUUAAAUAAAAUUGAGCUAUGUUUUAAUUGAGACAUCAAGAUUUAUUACGACAUGGCUAAGAUUCGAGUUGUUUCCAGAGUACAAUUGAAAACUGUGAAAACUUUUCUUCGAAACCUGGUGCAUGUACACUGCUGUAAAGAAUAACUGAGGUCAUCAAACGUUUUUAAAUUUAAUAGGGCCAGUACAAAAUAUUACCUACUUGCAGGGAAAGUUGAGUUUAGGAAAUGUUAAGAACCUUGUUUAUUCUGUAAUAUUCCACCAGUAUGAGGGUGGACCAUACAGUCCAGUGCUUGACAUCAUGAGCGCACUCACGCACGCACGCAUUUACAUCGGUAUAUAAGUGCAAUAAUCUUGGACAUAACCUUAAACCCAAUUUCACCUCACCUCACCUCACCUCACCUCACCUCACCAUGAAUGCACCACAUGUGACGUCAUAGAUCCAUGACUUAAGAUGCACCAUUUGUCUUGUUCAGGAUGAGUGGGUAAAUUUGGCAAAUUACUGCAGUAUUUUGUGAUAAGAAUAAACACUCUGUGGUUUACACUUGA
Haliotis rufescens (red abalone) is the source of this 3251-nucleotide messenger RNA. RefSeq names its product RNA cytosine-C(5)-methyltransferase NSUN2-like. The coding region runs from base 29 to 2488 and encodes 819 amino acids. The transcript is spliced from 22 exons. Gene Ontology annotation, biological process: tRNA methylation. Gene Ontology annotation, molecular function: tRNA (cytidine-N5)-methyltransferase activity; tRNA binding. Lineage: Eukaryota; Metazoa; Mollusca; Gastropoda; Lepetellida; Haliotidae. The record is from RefSeq and is a predicted model, not a curated record. Gene Ontology annotation, cellular component: nucleus; cytoplasm.